Messenger RNA from Oryzias melastigma (Indian medaka), 1521 nucleotides. RefSeq names its product scavenger receptor cysteine-rich type 1 protein M160-like. Gene Ontology annotation, cellular component: membrane. The transcript has 8 exons. Lineage: Eukaryota; Metazoa; Chordata; Actinopteri; Beloniformes; Adrianichthyidae. The record is from RefSeq and is a predicted model, not a curated record. Bases 1 to 1521 code for a protein of 506 amino acids.
AUGGAGCUGACAUCAAAGGCCUCUUCAAACGCGGCGGCGGUGUGGAUGGAGCCUCCUGCAGAGUCGGAGGGAAAUGUGGAGAGAGCCUUCCUGUCGCAGCGCGAGGAACUGUUUACUUCAACUUUUCCCUCAUUAACAGCUAAAGGUAAAGUUGUUCUGCGUGGUGGAGAAAACCCCUGUGAGGGUCAUGUAGAAAUCUACUACAACAACAUAACGGGGUAUGUUGGAGAUAAACACUGGAACAGCAGCACCGAGGAGGUGGUCUGCAGAACCACUCAGUGUGGGGUACCGGUGCCUGGUGCCACCAAAAAUGUCCCGAGGCUGGAGAGCAGAACGGUGUGGCUGAACGAACUGCAGUGCAGCGGAGACGAGAACGAUCUGUGGGACUGUGGAGGCUAUCCGGCUCCAGGCGUCAGCUUCUACCAAAAGCCCACGGUGAAGAUGAUCAAAUGUUCAGGUCUGAAUCACACAAAAUGCUGUCAAAAAAUAUAUUUUUUUUGCAUUUAUGACAUGUUAAAACUGUUAAAUCUUUUAGAUCAAAUUGAGAUAAGUCUAGAACCACAACAAUGUCAUGGAGUAGCAAAGUACUCUGUGACUGGGAAUACUUCCUCUUCUGGAUACUUCUGCAAGGACAACUGGGGAUCACAAGACGUCAAGACUGCAGAACUGCUGUGCAAAAAUCUUGGAUGUGGAGGUUUUAAAGAGAUUCCAAGACCGCAGUGGGUUAUCGGGAACAAUUAUGAAGGAUCAGAGAAGAUGGCGGUGGAUUGUUCAGGCAUUGAUUCGGUGACCAGCCUGUGGCAGUGUAUCAGGAGAACCCAACAGUGCAAACACCCUGUUGUUGUCACAUGUGAAGGACACGAGAGGCUGCAGCUUCAAGGAAGUCCGAUAAACGCCUGUUCAGGGGAGCUGCAGGAGAGGAAAACUGAGUGGAAACCAGUGAAAAAGAACAUCACAAAUGCUGAUAAUUUAUGCAAAAAGCUGAACUGUGGCGGCGUCACAAACUACACUGUUGAUCAAAACCUACACCUGACAUGCACAGAUACGGUUAAAGUAGUUUUGAUGAAUAAUAACAGAGAAAGCAAAUGUUUUGGUCAGGUUUAUGUAAAUGUGAACGGUUCAAACAAAGCCGUGUGCGGCAAUGGCUGGACUGAUAAGAAUUCACAAAUGAUCUGCAAGGAACUGAACUGUGGAAAGUCAAUUCAACUGUCAAUCAAAGAUGCUGCCACAUCAGGGGUCAUGGAUUACGUGGAAUGCUUGGGCGACGAGUCUUCCUUAUGGCACUGCAAGGCCCUGCGAGGUCAGCAGCUGACCUGUAAGAAUACGCCCCACAUCAUCUGUUCAGAAAGUGUUAAGUUUAGACUGGCGGACGGUCCCGGAAAAUGUGCUGGUAGGCUGGAAGUCCAGCAUGGAGACGAGUGGAAAAGGGUCGCUAAAAGCGGAUGGGAUGAAGAAAAUUCAGACAACAUCUGUCAACGCCUCAACUCGGACAAGGGCGCCUGCACCAACAGAGGGCGCUAA